Messenger RNA from Coturnix japonica (Japanese quail), 4300 nucleotides. It is a transcript of the gene ZNF319, whose product is annotated as zinc finger protein 319. The record is from RefSeq and is a predicted model, not a curated record. Lineage: Eukaryota; Metazoa; Chordata; Aves; Galliformes; Phasianidae. Gene Ontology annotation, biological process: regulation of DNA-templated transcription. Gene Ontology annotation, molecular function: DNA-binding transcription factor activity, RNA polymerase II-specific; RNA polymerase II cis-regulatory region sequence-specific DNA binding.
CCGCCGCCAAGCGAGCGCGGGGAUCGGGCGGAGCGAGCAGGCCGCGGCCCCGCCCGCAGGCAGCUGAGCGGCCCGAGCGGGGCCUCCCGCCGCAGGUGAGCGGCCUUUGUGCGGGCCUCGGGCCGGCGGGAAGUUGCCCCCCGUGCAUGGGGGCGGCGGAACGCGGGCGGGGCGGGCCCGGCGGUGGGCUCGGGCCGCGGGGAGCACCGGGCGAGGAGCCGCUCGCCGCCCGCUGAGCCCGGCCUGGAAGUGCCGCCGUUCCGACCGGGUGUUCCUGCCGACGGAUGAGCGGGACACGGAGCCGGUCCCGGUGAAGCAGGCCGAGCUGCUCCCUGCGCCGCAUCUCACACCCUGCCUGCGUGUGAGCAUUGCCUGCAUCGCAGCCAGCACAGAGAAGGGCCUCCUCUUGUCUUCAAGGCACUUGCUUCUACCUGCCUUCCUUCUUUCUUUGAAAAGGAAAGAGAAAAAGAAAAAGCCAAACAAAAGACCGGAACACACAAAGAACUUCUGCAGAUCCAAGGAGGAGCCCGUGGCAUCUCGUCCUCCUCACUCCCCAGGAUCCUGGCUGUGGGCUGGGUUUCCUGUCCUCGAUUUCGGGAUCGGUGCAGGGAAUCAGAAUCUUGGAUGCUUUUGAUUUUUAUUUUUACUUGAACCUUUCUGACCGAGAAGCUGAAGCUGUCACUGCUAAAACCCUGUUUCUUUUUCCCAAGCAUGUCAGAAAGCUGGCAGCAGCAACAGCAGCAACCGCAGCAGCCGCCACCACCUCCGCAGCAGCACCACGCCGGGACCACCGCCCUCCCGGAACACUCCAUCCCACCCAGCACCGCCGACAACCCCCUGGGCUGUGCCGUCUACGGCAUCCUGCUGCAGCCGGACCCGGGUCUGCAGCACCACCAGCACGCCCCGCUGCAGGCUGGGGAGCCGUCCCACAAAUGCGGGGUGUGCGGCCACGACCUCACUCACCUCUCCAACCCCCAUGAGCACCAGUGCUUGCCAGGCCAUGACCGCUCUUUCCAGUGUACGCAGUGUCUGAAGAUCUUCCACCAGGCCACCGACCUGCUGGAACACCAGUGCAUCCAGGUGGAGCAGAAGCCCUUCGUGUGCGGUGUGUGCAAGAUGGGCUUCUCCCUCCUGACCUCGCUGGCGCAGCACCACAACGUCCACAACGGCAAUGCCAUGAAGUGCUCCAUCUGCGAGAAGACCUACAAGCCACCCGAGGCCGAGCACCCGCAGCCCCUGGAUCCCUCGGAGAAGCCCUACAGCUGCUCCAUCUGCCAGAAGACCUUCAAGCACCUCUCGGAGCUGUCCCGGCACGAGCGCAUCCACACGGGCGAGAAGCCGUACAAGUGCACGCUGUGCGACAAGAGCUUCAGCCAGUCGUCCCACCUGGUGCACCACAAACGGACGCACAGCUCGGAGCGGCCCUACAAGUGCACGGUGUGCGAGAAGACCUUCAAGCACCGCUCGCACCUGGUGCGCCACAUGUACGCGCACUCGGGGGAGCAUCUCUUCAAGUGCAACGUCUGCGAGCUGCACUUCAAGGAGUCGUCCGAGCUGCUGCAGCACCCCUGCACGCCCAGCGGCGAGCGGCCCUUCCGCUGCGGGGAGUGCCAGAAGGCCUUCAAGCGGCCCUCGGACCUGCGGCAGCACGAGCGCACGCACAGCGAGGAGCGGCCCUUCAAGUGCGACCUGUGCCAGAUGAGCUUCAAGCAGCAGUACGCGCUCAUGCGCCAUCGCCGCACGCACAAGGCCGAGGAGCCCUUCAAGUGCAACCUGUGCGAGAAGGGCUUCGUGCAGCCCUCGCACCUGGUGUACCACCAGCACGUGCACGGCAUAGAGAACCUCUUCAAGUGCAACGUGUGCCAGAAGGGCUUCAACCAGUCCUCGGAGCUGCUGCGGCACAAGUGCGUGCAGAACGCCGAGCGGCCCUUCAAGUGCGCGGUGUGCAACAAGUCCUACAAGCGGGCCUCGGCGCUGCAGAAGCACCAGCUGGCACACUGCGCCGAGAAGCCCCUCAAGUGCACGCUCUGCGAGAGACGUUUCUUCUCCUCCUCCGAGUUCGUGCAGCACCGCUGCGACCCGGCCCGCGAGAAGCCCCUCAAGUGCCCCGACUGUGAAAAGCGCUUCAAGUACGCCUCGGACCUGCAGCGCCACCGGCGCGUGCACACGGGCGAGAAGCCCUACAAGUGCCCCUCCUGUGAGAAGGCCUUCAAGCAGCGCGAGCACCUCAACAAGCACCACAGCGUGCACGCCCGCGAGCAGCAGUACAAGUGCAUGUGGUGCGGGGAGCGCUUCCUGGACUUGGGCCUGCUGCAGGAGCACAGCGUGCAGCACACGGCCGAGGGCGCGUACCAGGUGGCCGCCUGCUUGCCGUGAGCCUCCUGCCCCUGGUGGCUUUCAGCUUGCAUGUGACGCUCUGAGCCUCGGCCUCCCCUUCCCUCUCCUCAGCUGGAGGUGGCCUCCAGGGAGCGCUGGGGGAAAGGGGAGGUCUGGCGGGCGGGGAAGCUUUCCUCUGGCCUCCGUGGUCUGUACCCACUGUAGCACAGGGGCUGACGGACGGUGUGAAAGGCUCAGAGAGAGUGGAGAGGAGAGGAGGGAGGUGCUGAGAGGAAGCGAUGCCUGGAGCUGCCCAGUGUCCCCUGGACUGUGCUUCCCACCGUACCCACAUUGCAGUGCUAGGAGCUGGCAGGGCUCUGCUCGGCGGUCCUCUGCAUGCAGCCUCUGUUCCCUGUCCCACCCAGUGACUGCUCUUGCAGGGAAUGCUUGGGAGCAAAGCAGGGCGCUCCCUCUGGCUGCGCUGCUCGCUGGGGACGUGGCAGGUUUCCGUGCUGGGCUCUCCCAGUGUCAUUAAUCCAAACUCAAACGAGUGACUUGAGGGGACCGUUUCAGACCAUUUGCAUUUAUCGACCGCCCUGACCUCCCCUGCUCUCCCCUCUUUCUAGGGCAUAGAAAGGGAAAAGCCGUGGGGCUGCACACCUCCGAAAUGCACUUUGGCAUUGCUGCUCCUGCAGCUGGUGGCUGUCACACUUGGGAAUCGUUUUGAGCAAGCCUGCCCAUCCCCAUCCCUGCUGGCAGUGAGGGAAGAGUACCGAGCACCACACACUGCAGAGAGUGUGGCAAGGAGAGUCUCCUCUCCUGGCUGUGAGCAUGGCAUUAACCAGCUGCCUCCAGAGGGAUCUCGUUCUCCUGUGAAGACUUACCUCCAAGCCCAGGCUCCUUCCCUCCCUGCGCUGCUGGGGCUGUGAGCAUACCUCCAGGGUCGGGCAUAGGGAUGUCCCCGCAGCUUGAACACUAAGGGGUGAAGUGAGCACUACGAGGAGCCUACAGCCUCAGGAAUGGUCUCAGCCAUCUCCACAGGUAACCCACGUGGUGCUCUGGGGUGCCUGAUUUGCUGAGGGGAACCAGUUCUGUCCAGAAAAAUCAGGAGGACCCUUCCUGCCCCGUGGGGUUGGCUCCAGGGGAAGGUUAGCAGUGGGUAAAGGAGAAGUUAUUUUUUCCCCUCUUGCGGGAGUCCCGAUUUACCCCUUUGCUCUUUCUUUACCUCUUCCAUUUUUUCAGGUUUUGCACAGUUCUUGUAUAAACAUCACUUAAAAAUAAACCUCCCCUAGCAAGGUUGGUGCAGCCUCAGGUGUUUUCCUCUGCAGGGUUCUGCUGCCUUCCUGAGGCCAAGAGCCCCAUGAGGUGCCAGCUGGAUGCCCUCAGGGUUGAAGGUGUGCAUACUGCCUUGCUCCCAGCCUUCCCCUCUCCGUGUCUGGAGAUCUCAGAGUGUUACAACCCCGAGUGCUGUAGCACAGCUGGAUGUGGUCCUGGACUACCUGCCAUACUGCUCCAGCUUCAGCGCAGGUCCAGUCUCAGCCCCCCUGUGCCCUGGGUUGUCCAUUGGGCCAAGCAGAGGUGUUCCAACCAGCUCUAAUUAGCAAACAGCAGCCCGCAGAUUGCCUGCGUGCUGAGCUGGUGAUAGGACAAGUUGAAAGUCUAGGCAGAUGGACCUUGCACAGAGCUGGGCCGUGCCUGCAUUGCAGAUGGGGGACACUAAAAGGUGGUGAGAAGCUUCCAGUUCCAUCUCCAGCACAGAGGAGGAGCAGAGCGCCUGGCCGCGGGGCUGGGGCACUCAGUGGCCCCGAGGUUGGCUCCAUGUGCAGCUUCACAGGGCUGCAAACAAACCUUCCGCUCUGCUGCCCAGGGAGGAGGGACCGAUGCUCAUCCUAACUUCAUGCUGCAUCAGAGAUGUAGAACUUCCUACCGAGUUUUCUGUCCGCGUUUCUUUGUUUUUGGGUUGGUUUUUUUUUUCCUUUUUUUU